UCAUAUUAAUUUCAUGUCCGUCACACACAGUCAGCUUCCAUUUCGAAACCCAAAAACCAGAGAUUUCUGGUUUUCUCAGUUCCCAGCCCUGCUAUUGUAACAUGAUGUACCCCUGAGAUCGGAAUACAAAGAUUCCUCAAAAAGACAGAAGAUCCACAAUUUUAAACGCAAAGCCCACAAAUACCAGAUUCUCUGCGCUCGUUCAGAUUUCAGAAUCUGGAAUCUUCAUCAUUCAUCUCAUUCUCACUAAAUCCAAUCCCCACCGUUCAUUCCUAAUCCAACGGCCUCCAUCGCACUUGUAUCCUCCAGAGUUCCUGACCCAAUAACCCCUUAUAUUUAUACACGUAGACUGGUUCGUACACAGCGAGACAGAGACAGAUAGAGCUAUGGCUUCCCCUCCGGUGAAUUCUUUACCCACAGCGUAUCAGGCAGGGACGAGCCUCGCCGUACCGGACUGGCUGAACAAAGGGGACAACGCCUGGCAGAUGAUCUCGGCGACUCUGGUAGGGAUUCAGAGUAUGCCGGGGCUUGUCAUUCUCUACGGUAGCAUUGUGAAGAAGAAAUGGGCCGUCAAUUCUGCUUUCAUGGCUCUCUAUGCCUUCGCCGCCGUCAGCAUCUGCUGGGUCACCUGGGCCUAUAAGAUGUCCUUCGGCGAGCAGCUUUUGCCCUUCUGGGGAAAGGCUGGACCGGCGCUUGGUCAGAAGUUUCUGGUCCGUCAGGCGGCGCUGCCGGCGACACCUCAUUACCAUAAGAACGGGGAGCUGGAGACGCCGGAGAUAGAGCCCUUCUACCCGAUGGCGACGAUGGUGUGGUUUCAGUGCGUGUUCGCGGCCAUCGCGGUGGUUAUUCUGGCCGGAUCGGUGCUGGCGAGGAUGAAUUUCAAAGCGUGGAUGAUGUUUGUGCCGUUGUGGCUGACGUUUUCGUACACCGUCGGCGCGUUCAGCUUGUGGGGUGGUGGUUUCUUGUUUCACUGGGGCGUCAUGGAUUACUCCGGCGGCUAUGUCAUCCAUCUUUCUUCCGGGAUUGCUGGUUUCACCGCCGCUUACUGGGUGGGACCGAGGUCGAAGAAAGAUAGAGAGAGGUUUCCGCCGAACAAUGUGUUACUGACGCUGGCGGGGGCGGGACUGCUGUGGCUGGGAUGGGCCGGCUUCAACGGCGGCGAUCCCUACUCGGCUAACACCGACUCGUCCAUGGCGGUUCUCAACACCAACGUAUGCGCCGCCACCAGUUUGCUGGUGUGGACCUGGCUUGACGUCAUCUUCUUCAAGAAGCCCUCCGUCAUCGGAGCCGUCCAGGGCAUGAUCACCGGUCUCGUCUGCAUCACUCCGGGUGCCGGGCUGGUUCAAGGAUGGGCAGCCGUGGUGAUGGGAGCAUUAUCCGGCAGUGUGCCAUGGUUCAGCAUGAUGAUAUUGGGCAAGAAACUCAAAAUAUUCCAAAUGGUCGACGACACUCUCGCCGUCUUCCACACCCACGCCGUCGCCGGACUUCUCGGCGGUAUCCUCACCGGCCUAUUCGCGGAGCCUCGCCUGAGCGCUCUCUUCCUCCCCAUCACCAACUCCAGAGGAGGCGUGUACGGCGGAUCCGGCGGAGUCCAAAUCCUCAAACAAAUCGUGGGAGGGCUGUUCAUCAUAGGAUGGAACCUGGUGGCGACAUCCAUCAUCUGUGUGGCCAUCAGUUAUGUAAUUCCUCUGAGGAUGUCGGAGGAGGAAUUGGUGAUCGGAGACGACGCCGUCCACGGGGAAGAAGCUUAUGCGUUGUGGGGCGACGGAGAGAAGUUGAGUUUAUAUUCUGACGAUACUACUCACCACCAGGGAGUUUUAGCAUCCUGUGGGGCCACUCAAGUCCUCUAAACGACCUGAACCUUAAAAACCAAACAAAACAAAAAAACGAAGAAGGAAAGAGAAAUUAGGAUUUAGGUGUUAUCGUGUACAUAUGUCUGUGUGUGUGUUUUGAAAUGGACAAAUAUUUCUUAUGAGUUUAUUUAAUUUUAUGUUGUUGUUUAGCAAGUGGUGCCAUUCAGGUUGUCUGUAUAUUAAUACGAUGCAGCUUGAUGCCACAAUGGUGUCGGCUGAAUGAUAAUGAAAAACUUUUGUUUUUUAAGGUGG
Messenger RNA from Neltuma alba, 2105 nucleotides. Its product is annotated as ammonium transporter 3 member 1. The coding region runs from base 387 to 1850 and encodes 487 amino acids. Gene Ontology annotation, biological process: ammonium transmembrane transport. The transcript has 3 exons. The record is from RefSeq and is a predicted model, not a curated record. Gene Ontology annotation, cellular component: plasma membrane. Lineage: Eukaryota; Viridiplantae; Streptophyta; Magnoliopsida; Fabales; Fabaceae. Gene Ontology annotation, molecular function: ammonium channel activity.